Molecule: messenger RNA, 847 nt
Organism: Batrachochytrium dendrobatidis JAM81
Lineage: Eukaryota; Fungi; Chytridiomycota; Chytridiomycetes; Rhizophydiales
Exons: 6
Coding region: 15-719 (234 amino acids)
Biological process (GO): vesicle fusion
Cellular component (GO): Golgi apparatus; SNARE complex; endoplasmic reticulum membrane
Molecular function (GO): SNARE binding; SNAP receptor activity
Source: RefSeq, a predicted model, not a curated record
CAAAAUACGCGUUCAUGUCGUCUGACCUAGAAGACUUUGAAGAGCAAAUCACUGAGCUUAUUCAAGGUAUUCAGCAAGUACUUGACCGCGAAAUUCCUUCACUCAAGGGUGAAGAACGUACCCAAAAAUGCCAUUAUCUCAAAAACCGACUUAAUCGUGCUCGUCAAGUCCAUCGGUCCAUUGUGGUUGAAAUCCGGGGACUAAGUGGGUCAGCUUAUACCGAAUGGGAUGGAAAAGCAAAGUCACUUGAUGAAAGACUUGGCAAGCUGGGACAAGAUAUUGAGUGGGCUGAGACUAGUCAUGGAAAUGCUGAAGGAGGCCCAGUUAAAAAAAAAAAUAUGGAUGAAAUGACCUCGGUCGAAAUGACCAAACAAGCAUUACUGAUUCAAGACAAAACACAAGAAUCAACUGCACGCACACAAAGAAUUUUGGACGAGACAAUCCAGGUUGGUGUAACUGUCCAGACCGAGUUGAAGCAGCAAGGUGAAAAAAUACGCCAAGUUGAUGAAGAUGUAGAACGUAUUGAAUCUAAUCUGCGGCGAGCCGAUAAGCAAAUGCGAGUGUUUGUCCGGCGGAUGGGUAAUGAUAAAAUUUUCAUGUUCAUGAUCUUGCUCAUGGUCGUUGGGAUCAUCAUUGCAAUUGUGUUUACCGUGUUAAAAAAGAAGUGUCCUACUGCGGUUCAAGGAAUUCUUUGCUCUGCACCAACAGCAACAUCUUGAUUUUCAAAAAUUGUCGACAUUUUCAAAAGAUCCUGCUUUUUUAAUAAUCAAUUUGCUAGUCAAAACUAUAACCGGGAAUACAUACAGAAAUGCUAUCUACAAAGCAUCGUUUUUAAUAAAUUUCAAAA